GAGAGAAAGAGAGAGAAUGUGCAUGUGUGUGUUUGUAUAGAGAGUAGAGAUAUCAUAGGAUCACCUCCUGCGUAUUGAUUGGUCUUUUGUGAAAGCUACACCCCCAUGUAGCCGCGACGCGAACCAUUUCGCCAAGUCACUAGACUUCCAGGGUAUCGGACUUCCAGGGUUGCGAUACCUCCAUAUUUGGCGCGCGGUCGAUCGAACUCUUAAAUGCCGCGCGCAAAUCAACGCGGUCGACUCUACUCCCGCGCCAAAGAUAAUAUUGCGAGCGAUCGAGUCGGUGCGCAUCGAUACGCGACGAAGAGGAUCAUCCCUCGGAACAAGCGGGCGAGCGAAAAGUGACGCAAAGAAGAUUGUGCGAGAAACUCCGGCGAUACAGCGACUCUAUAUCGGCAUUGAUCGCUGAGUGACCCAUAUCUGGCAGUGACGGGAACCCCUACCCUUCUUUUCCCCUCCUCCCUUUCCAAUCCCUUUCGACGUUUCUCGCAUCCUGGCGCGCGCGCCUGCUCUUUCUCUCUCUGUCUCUCUCUCUCUCUCUUUCUCUUCAACCAUCCCCAUUCGCUUACCUUCCCCUGUACCCCGUACGGAGGUGCACCUCCACCCCACAUGGGCCGUUGUAUCCCCACCCAUUACACCCCGACGACGAGCGACCACCAUUAUCGGCCCCUACCACCGACUCCAGCAGCCCUGCCUGCCUUCCACGGUCGAGCAGAUCUUGGGGGUUGUACGGGAUGAUAGCCGAGUGAAAAAGCUUGGCAAGUCCCGAGGAGAGUUCGCUCAUCAGCAGCAGCAGCCCUGGCCUGCCACAAUCCCUUCGACUCGGUCAUCGUAAGUGUCGUGUCGAGGAAAUAGGGUGAAAGUUGUAUGAAUCGAGUGCGAGGAUGAGCACGAAAGAAAGAGAGAGAGAGAGGGAGCAAAAGUGAGAGAGAACGAAUGGAUAGAGAGGAUGCUUGAUGAACAGAGUGGAUGAGCGAAAAAAAAGAACCCGAUCAAGCCCAGUCUAACAUCCAACGUUUGAAACACAAUCGGGAAAACAAUACAAGUUGCUGAACGCGAGCGAAACGUCGUGUGGUGAUGCCUCGAGACAUAUAUCCCGCGCGAAACGUAUAUUUCCUGGAGUGCGGUCGAUUCGCAAGGCUAAACGUGUACAAAGUGACGGUCCUUCGAAGAGUGCUGGUGCGGAUAACGAGGACGACGGCGAUGGCGAUAGCGGCACCGAGACGGCAGACUAGUAUGGCGGAUGAUAAUCGUGGAGUGUCGGUGGUGCCAUCGCUGCUGCCGCAGCCAACAUCGCCGCCGCCACCGCCACCGUCGCCGCCACCACCUCCACCUCUGUCGUCUUCGCUGCCGUCACCGUCAUUGCUCGUGACAGUGGUUGCACUACGUGCCCGCCGUGCAGUGGUGUCCGGUGCGCACCGGGUACACAUGUACGCUACGUACCUUUCGCCCUUUAGUGAGAUCAAUAAGCAGUGCCGUGGCCACUCGAGCCGUGCCCCCGCCGGGAAACACUCGUUUCGUGUCUAGUGCUCUUCGUCCCCCCAUUCUGACCUCCCUCCCUCCCGCCUUAAUGUCGUCUUGAUUUCCGCUUCGAUUGUACGAGACUCGACUUCGCCAACUGGACCUCGAGUAUGGGAUCCCAGGCCGUCCAAGUUGUCACUGAAGGCUGACACCCAAGUGAACCGGAGGUGGCCAGAAUUUCGACGAGAUCUCCCUCGAUCACGGACGGGGCUUCUUCAGACUUCUCCACUUUCGGGCUCGACGAGACUGCCCCUUUCCUCUCGCUUAUCUAAGCGUAUCAGUCGCUAUCUCGUCCGCCAUCGAGCUGUUCCUCGAUUCGCCUCACGUAGCACUUGUCGUCCGCAUCGAAUUAUUGCCAGCCAGCCACUUGGAUGAUCCCAUAUCUAACUACGAAUCGGCCGACUCGAUGCGAAAGAUCGCUGGUACCCCUUAAACGCGAGGCUCCCCCCCCGUUACCGAGAGCCACGGGAACAACUUCCGGCUCGCUCCUCGCCGAGAGAAAUAGGAAUCCCCUUUCGCACUACGCUAGAGUCGCACUGUUAAACCUGUGUGUGGGACCGUGUGUGUCGUACGGUGUGCGCAAAGGCGGGCCGCCCAAUUAAUUAAGAUAGCUCCUAGACACACACGCUAGAUCGAUAGGGACCGGCCGCGAUAAAGACUGGCGAGGGUCUCAGACUUCAGGGAUGUUGCAGUGCUGUGGUGUUGGAGGUGGCGCUUCCACGGCACCUCACGCUCCGCAGCUGCAGGGUAUCGGAUCCGCUGUCGGAGCUACCACCUCCACGAGAACCACCAUCAUGCAGGACGCAGUUCUCGAAUCCAUCCUGGAGCAAAUGCGGGAGACGGAAGCCCGACGAGCGGAGCUGGAGAGGCAGCAUGCGGACGCACAGAACCAGUUGCGGGAGAAGAUAGCAGGACGCUAUCAGGGCCCGGAGUCGGUCGAGGCGUUGCAGUCGAAGAUCCGGGAACUUGAGAAGAAGACGGAGCUGCAGAUGGUGAAGCACGAGGAGCUGUCGUUGGAGCUCACCAGCCUGAGACGUGCGCGCAGCAGAGGACCGAUCGUGGGGCACGUCACAUCCUCCAGCGUCCCGACGUCCACUUGGCCGCCGGCCGGCUCCGAGAUAGAUAGAAUCAUCGCCAAGAUUGAGCAGGACAAUAGGUAUUGCAGCGGUAGGAUGUUACACGACCUGGAUCACGCGCGGGGCGCGAUAACCACUCAGCAACCCUCGGCCACGCAAGGCAUCCUCCGGUCCAGCUCGGAGAACCUUCCCAACCUCGGCCAGCAUCAACACCCACCUCAUCCGCACGCCCUCAACCUCGGAAUGCCUACUCAGAUGGGCCACUACGCAGGCUCACCAAUGCCAUUAACGCCGAUGAUGCCUGGCUGUCCUCCACUGACGCCAAACGGGCCACCGUAUCACUACAGCGAACCGAUACCACCGGCGCCGUCACUCUCCAGUAGCCAGUCGCAGCCUGCUUUCCAACAGAAAAUCCAACAAUAUCAGCAACAGCCGCAACAGCACGAUUUAUCGAGUUCCCAUUCCCAAGGUGCUCUGCCGUCGCAACAGAAACAACAGCAACAAACGCACACUUCUCACUUUACAAGCAAUCAGUAUCAGGAGAGUUAUCCACAUACGCAAACGUAUCAGCAACCACUUCAGCAGCAGCAGCCGCAACAACAACAACAACAACAUCCGGCCUCGACCACGUACCUGACAUCGGCCAGCCAGAGCGUGAUUCCUCACUAUACACAGCCUGCCCAAACCGCCCAGAAUUAUCAAUUGAAUGGCAGUCAACAGGCAACGACAUAUCCUAACUUAUCCAUGGCAUCGCAUCCGAACGGGACUUACAGCACGGGCGCAUCUAGCUUCAAUACGCAAUUGCCUCAUCACAAUUACAGUGUGCCGCAGACGAAUAUCACGCAGACCACGUUACCCUCGAUGUAUUCCACCACGUCCUAUCAUUCCACUCUUGGAGGUCUCACGAGCGUACCCCAAUCUGUUCUUCCUUUCUCCACUGGUCAAAGCACUUUUGCCACGAGUGGAUCGACUUAUUCCACUACCGUCGGGACCAACGCUUUUGGGACGUCGGGCGUAAGCUCAGGUACUAGUUCGGGAGGCUUAUUACAAGCAAUAGGCGAUCCUCUGCAAGCGAUGCAACAACUCUCCGCCCAAUCGCAGGCCAAUCAGCUUCAGCAGCAGGCAAUCAUCCAUCAGAUCCAACAAAGCUUGCGAGCCAGUUCGCCGACCGCGCCCGGUACCGGGACCGGCCAUCACUUUCUGGGUCCCAGGCAAAUGCCGAAGAUCCCCACGAGUAUACUGACGAAUCCCCUAGAUCGAUUGACUAACACCGAAGACAUUAUAUCCGAAGGUCAAGUGGAUAUGCUGGAUGUGCCCGGCAAGGGCAGAUGUUAUGUUUACAUAGCUCGUUUCAGUUACGAACCAUUCCAACACUCGCCAAACGCGAAUCCGGAAGCGGAACUGCCAGUUCAAGGUGGUGAUUAUCUCCUAGUUUGGAGCCAGCCAGAUGACGAUGGUUUCUUGGACGCGGAGACGCUCGAUGGUAGACGCGGUCUAGUGCCGGCUAAUUUUGUGCAGAAACUGGUCGGGGAUGAUCUAUUGGAGUUUCAUCAAGCUGUCCUCGGUCUCAGGGACGUGGACGACUCUGCCUCGACGAAUAUUCCUCAAUGCUAUCUAUUGCAAGAUAUUGAUCUAGAAUUAGCCGCGUUGGAAGAAGGUAAUCGGAAUCGUCAAACAGAACUGUCAGCGUACGCGGAACUUGAUAAUAUCGCGGAGGAAGAUGAACAAGAACCACCAGAAGUCUACAUGUUUUCGGACCUAGUUCCGGCGCCGCAGCAUCUCACGCUCGAACGGCAGCUCAACAAAAGCGUGCUGAUCGGAUGGACCGCGCCUGAAAACACGCACCAACUCGAGUCCUACCAUGUCUACGUGGACGGGGUGCUGAAGGUCACGGUGAAGGCCACUGAGAGGACCAGGGCCUUGGUGGAGGGAGUCGAUUCCACUCGGCCGCACAGAAUAAGCGUGCGUUCGGUCACGCAUUCGAGAAGAACGUCGCGUGACGCUGCUUGCACGAUGGUGAUCGGUAAGGAUGUCGCGCUAGGUCCGACCGCCGUCAAGGCUUCGGCUGUCACAGCCACCAGCGCUGUAAUAUCCUGGCUACCCAGCAACAGUAAUCAUCAACACGUCGUAUGCGUAAACAAUGUGGAAGUGAGAACCGUGAAGCCGGGCGUUUACAGGCACACCAUCACCGGCCUAGCCCCGUCGACGAUAUAUAGGGUGACCGUCAAGGCGAAGAACCUGCGGGCGACGCACUUCGAGGACCAAAACGCCCAGGCGGCAAACAAUCUAGCCUGCCAUGUCCACUUUAAGACGUUGCCCAAAGGAUUGCCGGACCCUCCGGUCGAUAUCCAGGUGGAGGCUGGACCGCAGGACGGCACUUUGCUAGUGACCUGGCAGCCUGUUGCCCUAAACGGUUCGGCCGUCACCGGUUACGCGGUGUACGCCGAUGGUAAGAAGGUCACCGAUGUCGACAGCCCCACCGGCGAUCACGCGCUCGUCGAUAUACACAAGCUCAUGGGUCUCAACCCCAAGCACAUUACCGUCAGGACUAAGAGCAGGGAGAGUCAAUCGGGCGACAGUUGCGCGACGGCGAUACCUUGCAGCGUACUUCGCGGAGGUGCUCCAGGUCAUAUGCCGUCUCAUGGUGGACCUCAGCAUAUGGAUCAGCGACAGCAACAAUCUACUGGCAUGGUCUCCCAACAGGAUGAUCCCACUCGUCAUCGCAUGACUGGUCAGCGAUACCCAAACGCACCGAUGCCCUCGCACAUGCGACGACACGUGGGCAACAGGGUGGACGCCCACGGUCAGGUUAUCAUCGAGACGGACGAGAAUCUUUCCGACAAAGAGAUCUAUCCCGGACAAAGUAUUCCUCAAAUGGGUAUUCCAGAGAUCACGAAGGAUUCCGCGAGCGAGGCAAAUUAUAGCGAAGAGGACGACCCCACGCGAAGAUCACGAGGAAUGCCGCCGCAGCAUCACGGCCCGCAUCAUCGUUACGGUCCUCAAAUGGACUCACAGGGUCCACCUGGCACGCAUAGGUCUCCCAACAUGGGUGGUCCCAGUGGUAGACCUCAAGAUCCUUAUUAUGAUCAAACGGGAUCUCAGAGAGGAAGAGGUCCGGUUUAUCGUGGUGGACGCGUAACGCAAGCUCAAGGUGGAGCGAGCCAUCCAACAAGUGCAGCUCAGCAGAUGAACAAGAGGCAGCGAUUGUUCGUGGCGCUGUUCGAUUAUGAUCCUACAACAAUGUCACCAAAUCCAGACGCGUGCGAAGAGGAAUUACCAUUUUCCGAAGGCGAUACCAUCAAGGUGUACGGCGAAAAAGAUGCCGAUGGUUUUUACUGGGGCGAGUGUCGUGGUAGACGAGGAUACGUUCCUUAUAACAUGGUAGAGGAGCUUAAAGAGCCGCCAGGUCAAGGUCAGCCUAGUAGGAGAGGGCCUACACAAAGCGAGAGAUGGGGAGACAUUUAUGCGAGUAUGCCCGUGAAAAAGAUGAUAGCCCUCUAUGAUUACGAUCCUCACGAACUAUCUCCCAACGUUGAUGCUCAAGUGGAAUUAACGUUCCAAACCGGAAACGAGAUCUACGUUUACGGCGACAUGGAUGACGACGGCUUUUACAUGGGCGAGCUGAACGGCGUUCGCGGUUUAGUGCCGAGUAACUUCCUCACCGAGGCACCAGGACAGAAUCAGGGACAACCGCCUCUCGGUAGACGACCUGGUGGCCAGAGUCAGGGACCGGGCGCGAGAGGACCGCCGCCGCCUCCUCGGGAACCACCCCCGGCUGGUCAUCGACGUGGCAAAGAUGCCUGCAUUGUGCCUGUGUCUGUCCCUGUCUGUCACUUAGACUCUAGACAACUACAACAACAACCACCACCAUCACUAAUGAACAACCAACAACAUCAACUACAACAUCAAAACAAUCCACCGCAUCUAGCCUACCAACAAGCGAAUCACCACAGCUACACGACCGUAACCACGUCCAAUCAGCAUGGGCCCAGUCACUUGCCACCCGGCGGCGGUGUCAUGGGUGCCCAUCAGCAAGGUCCCGUACCGCCCCACCUUCAGCAACAGGGGAAGGGGAGGGGCGGCGUGGUCAAUCGAGUCGCUGGUAGUAACAUGCCGGGUAUGCAGGGCCAACACCUUCAACAGCAACAGCAGGACUAUCAGGGCCAGCCGAAUCAGCCGUAUCAGCAGCAGCAGCCGAAUCAACCGUAUCAGCAGCAACAACCGAAUCUAGGAUACCAACAGCAACCUCAGCAACAAUUCCAACAGCCGCAGCAACAGCAGCAGCAGCAACCGGGCCAGCCGUUCGCGCAGCAGAAUCAACAGGGUGGACCCGGAAUGCAACCCCCUCAGAGCACCAGCAAGCCCAUGAGAGGAAUACCGGCGGUGCUGCCGACGGCGCAAUCCAAGACCCAACCUAAUACGCAGCAGAAUCAGCAGCAACAACAGCCGCAACAGCAGAGCACCGGACCGAACCUGAUGCAGAAGUUCACCGAGAUGGCAGGCGCGAGCGCUGGCGGUGAUAUACUAUCCAAGGGCAAAGAGCUGAUCUUUAUGAAGUUUGGAUUGGGCAAGUGAGAAGGAGUGAUCGUUGACGGCGCGACGAUGAUAAUAAUAAUAAUGAUGAUGAUGAUGAUGAUGAUAACGACGCGUUAUCGCGGUUGUUUUCGUUUCUUCCUUUUUGCGCUCGACGUUCACGUUUGACGCAUGCGCAAGUUGUCGAUUUCGCGACAAGUUGUGUAAAAAAAAAAUCAGUAUUAUGACAAAACGUUAUUUCACGGUGGAGGGAAUACGUAAUAACGAGUAGUCUCGCCGGACGUGUUAUUAUUGCCGAAGACAAGGUGGAGAAUAAAAAGGCGAAGAAUCUGCGCCGCCAUCGCUGCUGCUGCUGUUGCUGCUGCUGCUGUUGUUACCCGCUAUUAAUAACCGUUAAUUGUGUUGUAAAAAAAAAAAGAUGGAAUGAAAUCGUCGCUGGACAGAUAUAAUCGAGAACGAACCUCGGAUGGGAGAAAGGACGUUCGGUGGAAACCGCUCGGGAUUGAAAGGUCCACGCCGAGAAUCGACACUUGACGAUUCCAUCGAUCGAGAGGAGAGCAAAAGGGAUGCGUAUGAGAUUCAUCGAACUUCUUCUUAAUUCUCCUUCUCCGAAAUCUUCUUCUUCUUCUUCUUCGCGAGACGGUAGGAUCCUCGAUCGGUGUGUUGCAUGGUCUAUUAAAAAAAAAAAAAAAAAAAAUACUUGCCGAUUGUUCGCCCGCCAAGUAUGUCUUAAUAUAAAUGAGAUAAUCAAUGCCAGAAACAUGGAAUUCAACUAUCAGCGUCGUGUCUUAUAAAUCGCGUAUCCGCGCGACUGUUUCUUCCAAUCUCUCUUCGUCCUCUUCGAACCUCAUGUUACUCGGAACCGCCGUUCGGUUGUCGAAGCAAAUAAACCUUCGUCGCGAUUGUAUCGAAUUCGAGAAGAGGAAAACGCACGUUAAAAAAAAAAAAAAAAAAAAAGAAACGAGCGGAAGCGAAUGCGCAGCGAGAGCGUAGACCGGAGAAGUCGAAGGAGGCCGGAUUUUUCGUGGACAGAAGAGAGAGGUGGAGGCCGACCUAGAGAGGGAUAACCAUAUCGUCGUAUAGGAGUGAGGACGCGACAACAACAUGGGUGUGCCUUUGGAGAACCGUCUCACCCAGCAGCAACCAAUAAUCAUAUCUUUAAUCGAUAAUUCUCUAGCUAUUUUUUCCUUCCCUCGUGGAAAUCGAGCGCUAUAUCGAGAGCCAUGGCGGCGCAUACACAAAUAAACGAUGACGAUCUCUCGUCUUGACAA
This is a messenger RNA of Camponotus floridanus (Florida carpenter ant), 8401 nucleotides long. RefSeq names its product RIMS-binding protein 2 (gene Rbp). The record is from RefSeq and is a predicted model, not a curated record. The transcript is spliced from 17 exons. Gene Ontology annotation, biological process: neuromuscular synaptic transmission. NCBI's taxonomy places the organism in Eukaryota, Metazoa, Arthropoda, Insecta, Hymenoptera, Formicidae. The coding region runs from base 2205 to 7172 and encodes 1655 amino acids. Gene Ontology annotation, molecular function: protein binding.